Messenger RNA from Drechmeria coniospora, 621 nucleotides. Its product is annotated as GAF domain nucleotide-binding protein. NCBI's taxonomy places the organism in Eukaryota, Fungi, Ascomycota, Sordariomycetes, Hypocreales, Ophiocordycipitaceae. Bases 1 to 621 code for a protein of 206 amino acids. Gene Ontology annotation, molecular function: protein binding; L-methionine (R)-S-oxide reductase activity. Gene Ontology annotation, cellular component: cytosol. The record is from RefSeq and is a predicted model, not a curated record. The transcript is spliced from 4 exons.
AUGGUCCGUGUCUCGCAUGCGACGGCACAAUCUCGUGAGGUUCAUGCGGACGCAUCCAACUUUACGCAAAGCGUCACAAAGGCCGACGCGUACGAGCAGAUCCUGCUCCAGGCGGAGGGACUCUUCACAGGCCAACGCAACUGGUACAAGUCGGGGGUGGGACGAACUAACCUCGCUCGGGGAAGCAACCUCGCCAAUGCCGCAUCGUUGCUAUGGCAUGCCUACAAGAGCCUUCCUGCGCCGAUGCAGGAUGUGAACUGGGCCGGUUUCUACGUCUCCGACCCUACGUCGCCGAAGCCGCGGCUCAUACUCGGCCCCUUCCAAGGCAAAGUGGCAUGCCAAACCAUCGACUUCGGCCGCGGCGUCUGCGGCACCGCGGCGGCCACGCAGGAGACGCAGCUCGUCGCCGACGUCGACAAGUUCCCCGGACACAUUGCCUGCGACUCCGACAGCAGGAGCGAGAUCGUCGUACCCAUCCUGGCAGAAAAGGAUGGCCGUGGUGCCAAGGAGGUCGUGGCCAUCAUCGAUGUGGACUGUGCCUCCCUGCUUGGCUUUGACGACCUGGACAGGACGUACCUCGAGAAGCUGGCCGAGUUGCUCGCCCGGAGCUGCGACUGGUAG